AAACAUUUACCAUAUAUCGCAGCUUCUUCUUUCCCAUUCCAAGCGAAAGGAGGAAGAAGAUGAAGCUACAAUGGGAAUCAAUCUCCACACUUCACCAAAACGUCUUCCUCUUCAAGGUCCUUGCUGCAAUUUUCAUAACCGGUCUCGCUUUUCGCUUUUACGCCGUCCGCUUCGGCCAAGUUUCCCCGGUUCAAGUGUCGGUGAACGGAAUCUCCGAUCCUCAGAUCUCUCCGCCGUCGGUUAUCAUAUCGGAGAACGAGGAUCUACUCCCCAUCGAUAUUGAGGUGGAGAAGUGUGAUCUCUUCACUGGUAAAUGGAUCAGAGACCCUUUGGGACCAAUCUACACAAAUGGCUCAUGUGGUGUCGAUGUAGAUAGCCACCAGAAUUGCAUCACCAAUGGUCGGCCUGACUCUGGUUUCCUCUACUGGAAGUGGAAGCCUAACGAUUGCUCCUUGCCCCGCUUCCACCCUCUUAGGUUUCUGCAGCUUAUGAGGAACAAGUCCUGGGCUUUCAUUGGUGACUCCAUUUCGCGUAACCAUGUCGAGUCUCUGCUUUGCAUGCUCUCCACUGUUGAGAAACCGGUUGAAGUGUACCACGACGAGGAAUACAGAUCAAAGCGUUGGCUUUUCCCUUCUCACAAUCUGACAAUCUCCAACAUUUGGUCACCGUUUCUUGUUCAAGCCGCCAUUUUUGAGGACUCAAGGGGUGUCUCGUCAGCUGCAGUCCAGCUUCACCUUGACAUACUCGACAAAACAUGGACUGAUCUGUUUCCGAGUAUUGACUAUGCCAUCAUCUCUUCCGGGGAAUGGUUCUUGAAAACCGCGAUCUACCACGAGAAUGCUAAUCCUGUUGGCUGCCAUGGCUGCCCGCAGAGUUCUAACAUGACGGACUUGGGGUUCGACUAUGCUUAUAACACAUCCCUGCGCCAUGUGAUGGACUUCAUCACGAGAUCAAACACUAAAGGCAUGAUCUUUUUCCGGACUUCAAUACCUGAUCAUUUCGAAAACGGUGAAUGGCAUAACGGAGGGACAUGUAAGAAAACAGAACCGGUGGAAGAGGAUGAGGUGGAGAUGAAAGUUGUGAACAAGAUCUUGAGAGAUGUAGAGAUUAGUCAGUACCAGAGGGUGGUUACGGAGAUGGGUCAGGAAGCUGGGAAUUUUAAGCUUCUUGAUUUUGCAGGAAUGUUGCUGACUCGACCGGAUGGGCAUCCCGGUCCGUAUAGAGAGUUCAGGCCGUUUGAUAAGGACAAGAACGCAAAGGUACAGAACGAUUGUCUGCAUUGGUGCUUGCCUGGUCCGAUUGAUUACUUGAACGAUGUUAUAUUGGAGAUCAUAGUGAAUGGGUGAACCGGUAAAUAACCGGUUUGAUUGUAUUUUAGUCAAUGGCUGAAUCACAAACACCGGUUUGGUCUGGGUCUUGUAAAUUGAUAAAGUUUAAGAAGUUGGGCAGAGCUCAUUAAAGAUUUAAAAAUCCGGUAAUGGUUAGCGAUAGCUAUUACUAUGGAUCGAUUUUUGUAAAGUGAGAUUGUUAGUUUUGUUAUGUGCAAAAUUAAACCGAUGUUCAAACAAAAUCUUGUAUGUUUAAAAUUUAAAUCGAUGUUCAAACAAAAAAAAUGUAAAAGAUGUUCUAAAC
This is a messenger RNA of Eruca vesicaria subsp. sativa (arugula), 1632 nucleotides long. The record is from the annotation of a GenBank genome assembly. Lineage: Eukaryota; Viridiplantae; Streptophyta; Magnoliopsida; Brassicales; Brassicaceae.